Daucus carota subsp. sativus is the source of this 633-nucleotide messenger RNA. RefSeq names its product proline-rich 33 kDa extensin-related protein. The transcript has a single exon. Lineage: Eukaryota; Viridiplantae; Streptophyta; Magnoliopsida; Apiales; Apiaceae. The coding region runs from base 1 to 633 and encodes 210 amino acids. The record is from RefSeq and is a predicted model, not a curated record.
AUGUCUUUCAAUCUUCUCGUCUUCCUUGGGGUGGUGGUUCUUGCCACUCCCUCCCUCGCUGAGCUCAAACUGCCCAUCCACAAACCACCAUAUCACAAGCCGCCAGUUUCCGACAUAGAUAAUCACCACAAGCCACCAGUGCACAAACCACCCGUUCACAAACCACCUCCCUACCACAAGCCCCCUGUAGAGGAACUAGGAGGUCACUACAAACCCCCCGUUCACAAGCCACCAGUGCACAAACCACCCGUGCACAAACCACCAGUAAAUGAAUUAGAAGGUCACUACAAACCCCCGGUUCACAAACCACCUGGUCACAAACACCCUCCAGUUUAUGAACCAGAAGAAUAUCAUAAACCAGAAGAAUAUCAUAAACCGCCAUUUCACAAGCCACCAGUACAUAAGCCACCCCCGGUUCAUGACACCGAAGAACAUCACAAACCGCCAUUUCACAAGCCACCAGUACACAAACCUCCUACUGAAACUAUCGAAGGCUUUAAUAAUCCCGAGGGACUGAAGCCACCAACAAAAGAACACAAGCCUCCGCACCUUCCACCAAUCAUUGUGAGGCCACCACCGACUCACAAGCCUUCACCUCCAAAGGGUCACCAUCCGGGAUCGGGACAUCCGUAA